UGCGCAAGCGCAGAAAAGGGGGCGGGGGACUCGCCUUGUUGUGUUGCUGCCCGAGAACCGGAGACGGUCCUGCGGCGGCCGAAGCUCUUCCAGCCGACAGACCAUGUCGUCUCAUUUAAUUGAGCCUCCACCUCCCCUGCACAACAACAACAACAACUGCGAGGAAGGGGAACAGUCUUUACCGCCGCCAGCCGGCCUCAAUAGUUCCUGGGUGGAGCUACCCAUGAACAGCAGCAACGGCAGUGAUAAUGGCAACGGGAAGAAUGGGGGUUUGGAACACGUCCCUUCCUCGUCCUCCAUCCACAAUGGAGACAUGGAGAAGAUCCUUCUGGACGCGCAGCAUGAGUCGGGACAGAGCAGUUCUAGAGGCAGCUCUCACUGUGACAGCCCCUCCCCUCAGGAAGACGGGCAGAUCAUGUUCGAUGUGGAGAUGCACAACAGCAGGGACCACAGCUCUCAGUCAGAAGAAGAAGCUGCAGAAGGAGAGAAGGAAGUAGAGGCUUUGAAGAAAAGUGCAGACUGGGUGUCGGACUGGUCUAGCAGACCUGAAAACAUUCCACCAAAGGAGUUCCACUUCAGACACCCGAAGCGCUCCGCAUCCCUGAGCAUGAGGAAAAGUGGAGCCAUGAAGAAAGGGGGCAUUUUCUCUGCGGAGUUUCUGAAAGUGUUCAUCCCAUCUCUAUUCCUGUCCCACGUUUUGGCUUUGGGGCUAGGCAUCUACAUCGGGAAACGCCUGAGCACGCCUUCUGCCAGCACCUACUGAGUGAGGAGCGCUGCGGGACGGCGGCCCUGCACUGGUGUAUUGUCACGUAGUUUAUCUGAACUCAGACCAUCGUAAGCAUGACCCAGCCUACCGCCCUGUUUCUACACACCUGGUUCCAGUAACUCUCCAAUCAGUAUUUUAUUCAGACUCUGACGAGGCAUUUUACUAACCUGACUCCCUUUUUGGCCUGUGAGACACUUUAGAAUUUCCUAACAGUUUACUGUUGUUUAGAAAUUUGCAAGGGCUUUUUUUCCUCGACCGCCACCAGCAGAGCAUAAUUUUGUCAGCAGUGCUGUUAUCUCCUGUUAGCACCGUGAGCUAAUUACUAGACUAUGGCAAAGAUUUUCCUCCAGCAGUGAAGCUACCCUCUCUCCAGACAAGAUCAGGUUAGCAUAAGCUUUGUUUUCCAACACAGAGACAGGCUUCUCUGAGCUUGAAUUUGUAGUUAUUAAAAAAGAAAAAACAAAAACAAAAACAACCCGCAAAAGACAAGGAAAAAUAUCCUGGGCAAUAAAGUUAUUUUAAACCAGCUUUGGAGCCACUUUUUUCCCAAGCCUCCUAAUAGCGCCUUCUGAUCCACGGGAGGCAGGCUGUAUAAAUGGUAGGUAGGAAAUAGAAUAAGAACUAACUACAUCAGCAGAUUUUAAUACUAGUGUGUUGUAAUGCCGUCUUUUCUAUGGUGUAGACUCUUUAUUUCCGAUAAGGAACGUCUCAGGCCUAGACAUAUGAAAUUGCUUUUCAGAUUUUUGUGUGUUUGGUAUUUCCAUAUGUUAGUUGCAUGUGACUUUUUCAUAACUCUUCAGUUUUUUUUUUUUUUAAUUUCUUUUAUUUUCCUGUAAGAAAAGACUUUGGAAUGAGUCCAAUUUGUGAUGUUAAUCCAGGCUUCUUGUUUUAGGAAGCUUCAAUUAUACUCUGAAGCCUUUAAACUCUGAAGAAAAUCACUUCAGAGUUAUUCCAAGCACUUGUGCAACUCCAGAAAACACCCCUGGGUGGUGGGAACAGGUGACAUUUGUGGAAGGGGCCGCCAUGUCCGCGCAGCUGCUCUCGGGCUCACUGAGCCGUCUUCCCGAAGUGGCCCUGCGAUGCCACGGACCUGCGGUCUCCUGUGGCUGCCGUUCGGUCACAUCCCCCCUGACGUUUCAGAACACGCAGCAGAUUCUUCAGUGACAUUCUUUUUUGUUUGUUUCUAAAAUGUGAAGCUUUAGGACCAAAUUUUAGAAAACAUCAAGAUUACAGAUUAUUUUGAGCAGGUUUCAUUGGAUUUCAGAACAUCUAGCAUGACUAUGAAAGAUACUACUAUAUGUUUUAUAUAUAAAUAAUUACUGUUUAUGAUACAGACCUUGCUGUUGACUAUUUAGAGGACCAUUGUUAAUCUUAAAGCUUGCAGUCUGUAAAGUGCAUCGGAGGUUAACUUGAAUAAAACACUAUUGUAGCAACCAGGUCUGCCAGUUUGCAAAAGCUAACUCUUUUCUCUCGUCAAGGUUUGUAAAGCUGCCAUGGUAGAGUGGGAAAUAACACAGAUUAAAUAAAAAUACCAAUUUCUCUCUGUCUUCAAGAACAUAGCUGGUUGUCUUUAAGAAUGAUGAUAUGUCCAAAACAGUUUUCUGAAUGAUUUUCUUUUGUUUCUUUCUAGAAUUUGAGGUCUAAAUAAUGCUAGAUAUCUUACUGGACCUUGUUUCUGUCUUACUCUUAACCCUGGUAACACUUGAUUUGCCUUCUGUUUAUUUCAAGUGUUCACAUUGGAAUUUCUUUGGAAAGUAGGUAAACCCACUGUGUUAUGAAAAGUCUGAAUAAAAUUGGGAAGGCUGGUAAAGCUAAGAGAACCAAAUAGCUGUGCUGAAAUACUACAAUACACAAUACACGGCUGAUCUCUGGGAGAGAAGAGUAAAAUUAUACUUUAAGAGCAACUUUUUAUAGGCAUUAUAUUGUACUCUUUCUGAAUUCAGUAGCAAUUUUAUCAGUGGACUUUGGGUAUGUUUAUGAUUUUUUUCCCAGCAUUGAAAGCAAAUUUAUUUUUUGCCCUAUUUCUUAAAGUAUCUGUAAAGUUAAAUAAUAUUAACUAAAAAUGAAUACAUCAUAAUACUAGCACUUCCUGUACAGUAAGCACAUGCAGGAUUUCUUGGUAGUGGCCAGAUUUUUGUUGAAUGCAACAGAUUGAUUGGAAAGGCCAUUGACAGUUGACAUUCUAAGAUUAAUGUUUAAAAAGCUUUAUACCUGUUUACAGUUUGGGGCUGAAAAGGAGGGCUUUUUUCUUGUGUCCACGAAAACUGGUUUAAGAUGUUCAUUUGUAAAACCAGGAGCAAAAGUGCCCUGCCUAGGCUGGUGACAACUGUGAUGUGUCACUGUGAUGGAGUAUAAACAUUUACUAUACAAAGGAAGAUGAAAGACCCGGCCAGUGAGGUGAAUUUCUAAAUUAUUGGAAUUAACUGAGCCAAAGUGAUUCUGCAUCUUCUAUUCAGUUAGCAUUUUGUACCAUCGUACACAGUUUACAAUACAUGUAUACCUUGUAGCUAUAAACAUUUUGUGCCAUUAAAGCUCUCACAAAACUUUC
Messenger RNA from Cavia porcellus (domestic guinea pig), 3314 nucleotides. RefSeq names its product BCL2 interacting protein 3 like (gene Bnip3l). Gene Ontology annotation, biological process: defense response to virus; mitochondrial outer membrane permeabilization; positive regulation of apoptotic process. Lineage: Eukaryota; Metazoa; Chordata; Mammalia; Rodentia; Caviidae. The record is from RefSeq and is a predicted model, not a curated record. Bases 104 to 763 code for a protein of 219 amino acids. The transcript has 6 exons. Gene Ontology annotation, cellular component: nuclear envelope; endoplasmic reticulum; mitochondrial outer membrane.